AUGGCGUCAUCACCCCACCUCCUCUCCUCUAGCCGCAGUUCUCUCUUUCUCCAUCCCCACGCUCCCUCACUCCCCCGACCUCUCCCCGCUACCUCCCCCUCUCCGGGCCUCCGCUUUCCCGCGCUUCCCGCUCGUCCCUGCGCUGCCGUGACGUCACGCCCUCCGCAAACCACCACAGGGGGAGGGGGAAGCUCGUCCCCGCGUCCUGCCGGUUCCCGGGAGAACGGAUUGGAGGAGAGUGGGGAGAGGGAGGAGCAGGUGGAGAAGGAGCAGAGGGAAGUAGGGGAGGAGAGCGAGGAGAGCGAGGAGAACGAGGCGAGGAACGAGAGGGAGAUAUGUGUGCGAGCGCGCGCCUUCAGUUCCCCCUCAGCCUUCCUGGGCAUUCUGCUGCGAGGCACGGAGAUCGUGUGGGAGCUCACCAUGUUCUUCCUCUCGCUCUCCUACGACAAGCUCGUCGGCCUCGACGAGCGCAACGUGCCGACGCGCGCCGCCCAGCUGCGCCGCCUGCUGUGCCGCCUGGGCCCAUCGUUCAUCAAGUCGGGGCAGGUGCUGGCGAACCGGCCGGAUAUCAUCCGGGAAGACUACAUGAACGAGCUCUGCAUCCUUCAAGACGACGUCCCUGCCUUCCCCUCUCAGCUGCGCCGCCUGCUGUGCCGCCUGGGCCUGUCGUUCAUCAAGUCGGGGCAGGUGCUGGCGAACCUGCCGGAUAUCAUCCGGGAAGACUACAUGAACGAGCUCUGCAUCCUUCAAGACGACGUCCCUGCCUUCCCCACUCAGGAAGCGUUUGCCAUCAUAGAGGCCAACAUGGGGGUGCCUCUAGCCCUUAGGGGAGACCUUCAGCGCCAUUUUUCUCUGCCCAGGUACCGGCUGACCACCCAGCCUUUUUCCCACGCUCCCUUCCCACCUCCCCUCCCCCGCCCCUACACCCCCUCUUUCCUCCCCCCAGGAAGCGAAGCGUUUGCCAUCAUCGAGGCCAACAUGGGGAUGCCUCUGGAAGAGACCUUCAGCGCCAUCUCUCCCGAGCCUGUUGCCGCGGCUAGCCUCGGGCAGGUCUACCGAGCCAGGCUGAGAGCCUCGGGAGCCGAGGUGGCAGUCAAGGUGCUGCGCCCGGGGAUCGAGCCGGUGAUCCACUGGAACCUGCUCCUCUUCCGCACGCUCGCCUCCUUCCUGAGCGGCACUUCAGUGCUGCGUGCGGCCAGGAAUCGAACCGGUGAUCUACCGGGAACUCCUCCUCUUCCGCACACUGGCGUCCUUUUUGAACGGCAUUCAGAAGCUCAGGUGCUGCGGCCGUGGAUCGAGCCAGUGAUCUACUGCGAUCUCUUCCUCUUCCGCACGCUGGCGUCCUUCCUGAACAGCAUAUCCCUCCAGAAGCUUGGGUGCAACGCGGAGCUCACCUUCACCCAACCAUCCCCAUCCCCCUCCCCCUCCCCCUCCUCCUCCUCCCCUUCUCCCCCCCCUUCCCCCUCUCCCUCUCCCUCCCCCUCCCCCUCCCCUCCUCCUCCCCCACCCCCCCAGGUGCUGCGGCCGGGGAUCGAACCAGUGAUCUACCGCGAUCUAUUCCUCUUCCGUACGCUGGCGUCCUUCCUGAACGGCAUCUCCAUUCAGAAGCUCGGGUGCAAUGCCGAGCUCAUCGUCGACGAGUUCGGGGAGAAGCUGCUGGAGGAGCUCGACUACCGCCAGGAGGCCCGCAACAUCCAGAGCUUCUAUGAGAACUUCCUGGGCGAUCCGACGGUCAAGAUUCCCCUGUGCUACGCGGAGAUGAGCGGGGAGAGAGUGCUGGUGAUGGAGUGGAUCGAUGGCAUUCGCUGCACCGACCCCCAGGCCAUCCGAGCAGCGGGCAUAGACACAGAGGUGUUCCUCACGGUGGGAGUCAGCGCUGCCCUCCGCCAGCUGCUCGAGUUCGGCCUCUUCCACGGCGACCCGCACCCAGGCAACAUAUUCGCGAUGAGAGAUGGCCGCAUAGCCUACGUGGACUUUGGCGACGUGGCGGAGCUGAGCCAGUACAACAAGGAGAUCCUCAUAGACGCCAUCAUGCACACUGUCAACCACCAGGAGGACGGGCGCAUAGCCUAUGUGGAUUUCGGCAACGUGGCGGAGCUGAGCCAGUACAACAAGGAGAUCCUCAUCGACGCCAUCGUGCAUGCCGUCAACGAGGAUUAUGUUGAGAUGGCCGGGGAUUUCACCCGCCUGGGGUUCCUGGCGCCCGGCACGGAUGUGACUCCCAUCGUGCCGGCAUUAGAGGCCAUCUGGCAGAACAGCACGGGGCAGAGCCUCGCGGAUUUCAACUUCAGAACUGUCACACGCAAGUUCAACCAGCUGGUGUACAACUUCCCCAUCCGCAUUCCCGAGCGCUUCUCCCUCGUGAUCCGCUCGCUGCUCACCCAGGAGGGCAUCUGCCUCUCGCUCGAACCCAACUUCAAGUUCCUAGAGGUCGCCUACCCCUACGUGGCCAAGCGUCUGCUGACUGAUCCCGACCCGGCACUGCGCUCUCGACUAAUCCAGGAGGGCUUCUGUCUCUCCCUCGAGCCCAACUUCAAGUUCCUCGAGGUCGCCUACCCUUAUGUUGCGAAACGCCUGCUCACCUACCCUGAUCCGGCACUGCGCUCUCGGCUCAUCCAGGAGCAGAUCCGCUUGCUGCUCACCCAGGAGGGCAUCUGCCUCUCCCUCGAGCCCAACUUCAAGUUCCUCGAAGUGGCCUACCCCUACGUGGCCAAACGUCUUCUUACGGGCAUCUGCCUCUCCCUCGAACCCAACUUCAAGUUCCUUGAGGUUGCCUACCCCUACGUGGCCAAACGCCUGCGUACUGACCCGGACCCGGCUCUGCGCUCCCGGCUGAUCCAGGUGCUAUUCAAGGACGGUGUGUUCCAGUGGAAGCGUUUGGAGAAUCUGAUCACUCUGGCCAAGGAGCAAGUGGCGCUAGCAAACAGAGCACGCCACCCAGACGGCACUGUCACAGCGAUAGCAGCGGCAGCAACACCGGCACCGGCGGCUGUUGUUCCAAACUCACGCUUCUUCCCGCUUGACCCCGCUUCCUUCGGGAGCCUCAGCCAGCUCGCCCUGCCGAUUCCGGCCCCAGCCUUCCUUACAGGCUUCUCCGCUACAGGCCCAGCCAGAGCCGCCACGUCAGCAGCAUCGGCGGUGGUGGACGGCGGUCUGGACCUGAGGGAGACGAUUCGGGACGGGGCGCGCGUGCUGCUCAUGGACCCGGGACUGAGGAGGCAGCUGCUGCUGGCGUUCACCCAGGACUCCAGGCUGCAUGUGAAGGAGGUGAUGGAUUUAUACCGGCUUGUGGCUGAUGACCUGCCGACCGAUGACCUUGUGGGAGAUAUUGUUGAAGUCAUGUUUCGCUUUGCUGCACCUGGCGUGUCGCUGGCCCUCGGGAUUGUCGCCGCCUCCUCCUGCCAGCGCGCCUCCGCCUCCACCACCUCCUCCUCCUCCGCCGGCGCUCCUCGCGGCGCAGUAGCCGCGGAAAGCAGUCGCGACCGCGGGGAUUCCGCGGGUAAAAGCGGAAAGGGAGGCUCGGCGGGGGAUGCGGCGGGAUCUGCGGCGGACGGCGAGCAGCGGCGAGUGAUUGUAGCAGUGGAUCACAGUCGAGAUAGCUUGCACGCCGUGGAUUGGGCUAUCGAGAAUCAUUUGCGACCGUCCGAUCUGGUCACGAUGCUGCAUGUGCAAUCGCCAACCGAGGCCCUCACUGCUCCCGGAAUCUACGCAGCUCUGGGCGACACGACGAUGAGUGAGGCGGCCAUGGAUCAGCUCCUUGCGCGCACGGAGGAGCGGCAGAGCGCUGUCAACGCGGAGCUCAAGAGACUGCUGCUGCAGCGCUGCUCCAACGCGGAGCUGCAGUGCGAGGUGAGGGUUGUGCGCGAUGCAGACCCGCGGGAGCGGAUCGUGUCUGAGGUGGCGGAUACAGAUGCUGACGUGUUGAUCCUGGGCAGCCGGGGAAUGGGGCCGGUGAAGAGGUGA
This is a messenger RNA of Closterium sp. NIES-65, 3963 nucleotides long. Lineage: Eukaryota; Viridiplantae; Streptophyta; Zygnematophyceae; Desmidiales; Closteriaceae. The record is from the annotation of a GenBank genome assembly.